CAAUAAAAUGUAGACAACGUAUAGUGUUCGAUAACAUACAUGUAUAAACAAGGUGAACGAAUUUUGAAAUAGUUUUAAAUUAACUUGUGAACACGAUAAUUUAACGGAAAUAGGAAUCACAAUAUCUGAUUUUCUGAUAAGCAUUACAUAACCAUGAGUUAUAGUACGAAUCAAGUUGCUCCCACACAGCCAGUUGUAAACACGCAACCCGGCCAACCAGGAGUGUACACCCAGCCGUAUGGUGGGCAGCCCGGACAACAGUAUGUUGGUCAACCCGGACAACAGUUUGCCGGUCAGCCCGGACAAAAUGUUAUGCUUGGCGGUAUGGGAAUGGGCAAUGCUGUACAACCACCUCCUCAGGUAUGGAUGCCGAAGCCGCCAUCUGGACCACCUGGCUGUCCCCCGGGGCUCGACUAUCUAACUCAGGUUGACCAAAUACUGAUCAAACAACAAAUAGAAAUGAUGGAAUUAUUUACCAACUGGGAAGCAAAAAAUAAAUACAGACUCCUCAAUUCUAUGGGACAGCAAGUAUACUUCGCUAAAGAAGAGUCGGAAACUUGUAUGAGACAGUGCUGUCGAGAAAAUAGAUCCUUCACCAUGCAUGUAACAGACAACCUGGGAAACGAAGUGAUAAGACUCGAACGCGAGUUCCGCUGCUGGAGGGAUUCGAACUGGUGUGCUUGUUGCAGUUGCUGUGCCCACCGUAUCGUCGUCGAGGCUCCAGUGGGCACAGUCGUCGGAUAUGUCAAACAGAGACCAAGUUUCAUGGCCCCAAAGUAUGUGAUAAUGGACGAGAAUGAAAAAGAUAUACUCUACAUAGAGGGACCAUGCUGUGUCUGCCAGGGUUGUCCUUGCGACGUCAAUUUUACAAUACAUUCGGCGACUGACGGUGAGACGGAGGUCGGUAAGAUUCAGAAACAAUGGGGAAACCUCCUACAGGAAAUGUUUACGUCGGCGGAUAAUUUUGGUGUUACGUUUCCUAUGGAUUUAGAUGUAAAGAUGAAAGCGGUUAUGAUUGGAGCAACCUUUCUCAUUGAUUUUAUGUACUUCGAGGGUGCACAGAACAGACACCAUUAUUAAUCAUUCUGAUGCUGGCCAUAUACAGUAGUCACCGUAACGGUGCACAAAUGGCAUGUUACGGAAACGACAAACGUUACUGAAAGGAAUUAAAAAUUAGUGUCAUUUCAGUAUACUCUUGUGAUAAAGUUAAGUGUAAAUCUAUAUGUAGUCUAAAAUGAAUUCAUGAGCUAUUCAAUGUAAAACAUAGUGUUCUUGUUUGCAACAGGGACAGUUUGGUGAGUCGCUUUAUAUUGUUAUUAACGACAGGGAUUCCAUUCAUGAAUACAAUGUUGUUGCUGCAUCAUAAACACCAAUUUGGUAUUAAUGAUUUUUUUAAAAUGACAACUAGGAUAUUUAAGUGUUAAACUGUUAUAGUGAAAUGUCUUGGUGCAAUGGACAUAAGCGUCCACGGCGUUCGUCCUCAAGUUCUGCGACUCUCUCCUAAAAAUUACCAUGAGGCCUAAAAAUGUUUGUUUCCGGUAUCCCGACCUUACCUAGACAUUUUCCGCGACCCUAAAUGUUUUUAUGGCUUGGAAAAAAAUCGAUAUUUUCGCUUUUAUUUUAUACGUUUCGCUUUGUGUUGCCCUUUCUUCAUUGUAACAUAAAUUCUAAAAAAAUCCUACUUACCUAUCCUAUUUUUUGGGACAUAUUACCGAAAACAAACAUUUUUAGGCCUGUUCACAAAAUGCAAAUUGAUGACUGUAUUUGAAGAAAAUUCUGAAUGUCACAAUUUGUGUAUAUCAUAAUUAACACUUAAUGGAAUAACGACUAAUGGUUUCGACUGCGUAAUUUGACCAGUAUUAGAACUACAAGCAUUCAAGUUAAAAUCAGUAAACGGGUAUUUCAACUAUUUAUUCAUAUGAUAUAUAUUUUAAAUUUUUUACUUGAUUACAAAAGAUAUCUCCUGUUACAUCCUACAUUUCAUUAUGUGACAAAAAUUCUUACUUUUGACGCAAACUUCGGUGCCAUUUUAGCAUAGCAGGAACGGAUUGAACUUAUAUUAUAGAAAAUUCAAUACAACUGUUGAACAGUUUAUGAUGUAUAUAGAUAAACAUGAGCCACACUAUGAGAAAACCAACAUAGUGCGUUUGCGACCAGCAUGGAUGCAGACCAGCCUGCGCAGUCUGGCCAGGAUCCAUGCUGUUCGCUUUCAAAGCCUAUUGCAAUUAGAGGAUCCAUGCUGGUCGCAAACGCACUAUGUUGGUUUUUCUAAUGGUGCGGCUCAACAUCUUGUGUAUGCUUAGAACAUAAUAUUUUAUUCCCAUACUAUAAGUAGACAUAGUACAACAUUUUUGAAUUCUUAAAUAGAUUUGAUACUAUGA
Messenger RNA from Mercenaria mercenaria, 2381 nucleotides. RefSeq names its product phospholipid scramblase 1-like. Gene Ontology annotation, biological process: plasma membrane phospholipid scrambling. The record is from RefSeq and is a predicted model, not a curated record. Gene Ontology annotation, cellular component: plasma membrane. Bases 154 to 1080 code for a protein of 308 amino acids. Lineage: Eukaryota; Metazoa; Mollusca; Bivalvia; Venerida; Veneridae. The transcript has 11 exons. Gene Ontology annotation, molecular function: phospholipid scramblase activity.